AUGCAAAUUACACCUGUCCUCGAUUGCUCCGAAGCAUUCUAUAAAGAAUGUUGUCUUGAGAAUUUGAACGAUCGUAGUUCAGAUAACCAGAUACUUCACAUUUUAUCAAGACAGGCACAUUUAAAGGAUUCUCUAUUUGGAACGUCCCAUUGCUAUGAUAGUGAAACUUCUGAGAAUCACUCAUCCUCUGAAGAAUCUGUUUCUGCCCCUAUGCCAUCAUUUCGAGGUAUCGAUUUAACACAAGAUUUCGACCCCGAAGUUGUGUGGAAUAUGCUUAGCCUUAAUGAGCGUCGAGAAUUUAUAAGACAUGCUAAUUCUGGUGCAAUUUCAGCCUAUAUUGAAAUUUGGUCCCCAUGGUGGAUUGACUCCACCUGCAUAACGGACACUGAUCAAUCCUUACCUCAAGCGAAAUCAUUGGAGACAUUGAUGCCAAGUGGUAAAAGACCAAAUUCUUCCGUUGCAUUAAAUAUAUGCGAGACGGUAAUGAUAUACGCUUUCAUUUGUCGCUACUUUAAUGGAGAUCAUUUCGACUUAGUAAAUGAGGCAGCUGAUGCCUUGAUUAAACUAAGCACCUGUCUUUCGAGAUCGGAUCAGCCAGUCUCAACACAACCCCAGUCCGCCUCUAGCGUCGGACUAUUUGGGUUCCCCCGAACUGAUAACUGCGGCAUAUCCCAGAUCAUCUCCGGUCUCCACUUCCGUCUCAUGAUUAACAAUUUUAAGCCCACGCCUUCACUCAUAGUUCUUCUUCUUGCUGAUUUGUACAAAAUUUCCUCUAGCCUCGACAAAAUCCGCAAAGCGGUAGACGAUUCAUUUAAAAUAAUUCUCAAGGGCUUUCCAAAACAAAAGACGCGCGGCCUGCUUCUCGCUUCCAGAAAGCUAGAAUUCUGGCGCGCUUGCUGUUCCCAAUCCAGUUUAACAUGGCUCGACGAUCAGCUAUAUUCCCUGAGGCCCGCGAUUGCCAUAGAAAUGCGCCUUCGCGAUUGCGAUCUAUCUCAUCUCGAUUCUGAAUUGGAUGACUCUAUUCUAAAAACAGCCUCCUGA
Protopolystoma xenopodis is the source of this 1041-nucleotide messenger RNA. The record is from the annotation of a GenBank genome assembly. NCBI's taxonomy places the organism in Eukaryota, Metazoa, Platyhelminthes, Monogenea, Polystomatidea, Polystomatidae.